Molecule: messenger RNA, 756 nt
Organism: Miscanthus lutarioriparius
Lineage: Eukaryota; Viridiplantae; Streptophyta; Magnoliopsida; Poales; Poaceae
Source: the annotation of a GenBank genome assembly
AUGGAGACCGCCGUCUUCUCCGCCGCCUCCCUCUUCCACGGCGCCGACGACAGCGACGACGACCGAGACGAGAUGCAGGUCAGCGCCGAGGGGAAGAAGCCGGUGGCGUUGGAGUAUGAGGAGAGAGCCCACGACUUCCCUGGCAUGAAACUGAGUGUAAGGGAGUUCUCAUGCCAUGAGCUUAAUGCCAACCUGUUGUGGCCCGGGACAUUUUCAUUUGCUACAUGGCUGGUUAAGAACCAGUCGAUUUUGGAUGGACGACGUGUCCUGGAAUUAGGAAGUGGGACAGGAGCUCUGGCUAUCUUUCUUAGGAAGGCAUUUGAGGUGGACAUUACAACCUCUGAUUACGAUGACAAGGAAAUCGAAGAGAAUAUAGCUUAUAAUUGCAGUGCGAAUACCUUGGAUGUGUUACCUCAUAUCAGACACACAUGGGGACACCCAUUUCCAGUUUCCAGACCAGACUGGGACAUUGUCAUUGCAAGCGAUAUCCUACUCUAUGUUAAGCAGUAUGACAAUCUUAUCAAAACAGUGUCCUUUCUUUUGAAUGAAUACAAGCAGAAUGGUCACAAAGCUGACAGCAUAACCAUCAUGAACAAAUCAGGAACACAAGUACCUGCAAAAUCACCAGUGUUUCUGAUGAGCUGGCGCAGAAGAAUCGGAAAGGACCAAUCACUUUUCUUCAAUGGGUGCGAGAAAGCAGGCCUGGAAGUGCAGCACUUGGGUGAUCUUGUGUACCUCAUCAGCAACAAGAGGUGA